AUGCCAGCACGUAAAACAACUGCUCGUUAUUCUUUAUAUCGUACUUUUGUUGAUGCUUAUAUGAAAGCACAUCCUGAAAAAACUCGAAGUAUAUCACAUUCAGAUGCUCAAGCUGAAUGGAAUCAAUUAAAAACAAAUGAAAAAAUUGUUCAAGAAAAAAUUGAUACAUAUCUUGAAAAAUAUCAUUCAAGUAGUACAUCUGGUUUACAUAUUAAUAAAGAUGAAAAUGAACCAAAAAAAAAGAAAAUUCGUGGACGUAAAAAAAAAUGUGAAACAACAAAUGAAAAUGAAAAUAAUAGUCGUGGUACAAAACGACGUAAAAAACGUGAAGAAUCAUCUGAUCCAGAUUUUGAUCCUGAUUCAUCAUCAGUACCACCACCAUCAUCAUCAUCAAAAUCAGAAAAAAUUCGUACAGCAGCUGAAAUUCUUGCUAAAAAAUCAAAAGCACCAGCACAAGAUAAAGUUUCAAAAGAACUUCAUGAAAUUAAUGAACGUAUUAUACAAUUAGUACAAGUUAAAAAUAUGGGUAUGGCAACAAAUGAACAAGAAAAACAAUUAAAAAAACUUUUAGUUGAACAAAAAAAAAAAUCUAAUGAUUUAAAAAGACUUAAAGCUGAACAAGCAGCAAAAAAACGUUAUCGAGAAAUAAAAAAACGUAAAAUUGAAGCAUUAUGUGAAAAAAAUCCUGAAUUAGCUGCUGAAUUAAAUAAAAUUUAUCGACCUGUUAUUGGACGACCACCUAUUGAAGAAGAAUGUCCAGAUUUAUUACAAAUAAUUGAAGAAAUUGCUAAAGUUGGUGGUGCUGCUGAUGAUAAUCGACGUUCACAAACUAUUCGUCCUUGUUUAACAUUAGAUGAUUUACGUGAAAAAAUUAAAGAACGUGGUUAUGAUAUUAAACGAUCAACACUUUAUUAUCGUUUAUUACCACAUCGUGUUAAUUCAGUUGAUGGAAAAAAACAUGUUCGAACUGUUCCUGUUCGUCUUCGAAAAGCUCUUAAUGAUGAACAUGGCAAACAUGAAGAUGGUCAUUUUGCAACAGCAACAAUUCGUUAUAUUAAAGAUUUAGCUGGUAUAUUUGGUAAUGAUGUUGUUUUCUUUUUAUCACAAGAUGAUAAAUGUAAAGUACCUAUUGGUUUACCGGCUGCAAAAAUUCAAGCACCUAUGCUUAUGCAUUUGGAUUAUCGUGUUCGUUUACCCGAUCAUGAUUGGACUGUUGCUCCUCGUCAUCAAUUGACACCAAGUGUUUAUGCUGCUUGUAUGAUGAAUGAAAAUAAUGAUGUUGGUUAUUCAGGUCCAACUUAUAUAGCUAUUCGUUCAGCUAAACAUGAUCGUAGUGAUGCAAAUAGUCAUGCAUGUGAUUUUGAUCGUCUUGUUGGUCUUAAAGAAUUUGAAAAAUCAGUACGUGAUUAUACAGGACAAGUUAAACCAAUUGUUAUUAUAACAGUUGAUGGUGGUCCAGAUGAAAAUCCACGUUUUCCUAAAACACUUGUUGCUGCAAUAAGAAAAUUUCGUAAAUAUAAUUUAGAUGCAUUAUUUGUUCUUACACAUGCACCAGGUCAAUCAGCAUAUAAUGUUGUUGAACGUCGUAUGGCACCAUUAUCACAUGAUUUAGCUGGUUUAAUAUUACCACAUGAUCAUUUUGGUACACAUUUAAAUGAUUCUGGUGUAACAGUUAAUCCUGACUUAGAACGAACAAAUUUUAAAAAAGCAGGUGAAGUAUUAGCUGAAGUAUGGUGUGGUUCAGUUAUUGAUGAAUAUCCUGUUGUUGCUGAAUAUAUUGAUCCACCAGUAUCAACACAAGAAGAACUACGUAUAAUUGAUGUUAAUCUUAUUAUGAAUAAUAUAUUAGAUUGUGUAUGUGCAGAAGAAGAAGCUGAAGAACCAAUUGAACGUCGUAUUCGACAAACUGAUGAAUAUUAUCAAGAAAAAGUUCGUGCACCACGUAUUACAACUGAUGGAGAAUUAUUACGAGAUCUACCAAAAUAUGAUCUUGAUGAAUAUUGGUGUGCAACACAUGUUCUUCAAACUCAAUAUACAAUUCAAAUAGUUCGUUGUAAUUCAAUAACAUGUUGUGGUCCAUGGCGUUCAAAUUAUAUACAAAUAUUUCCUCAUCGUUUUCUUCCAGCACCAAUUGCAUUUGAACGUACACCACGUGGUAUUGCUAUGGCUGAACGUGAUUAUCAAAAAGGUAUUUUUUAUGGUUCAUUAAUACAACGUAUACAAUUUCAUGGUGUUGUUAUGCAACAUACACAAAAUGAUAUAUUACCAUUUGAUUAUUGUUGUUCAAGUGUACGAAAAGAAUUAAAACGACGUGUUUGUUCAAUAUGUAAACAAUAUAUACCAUCAGCAUAUAGAAUGAAAAAUCAUUAUAAAAUUCAUCAACAACAAUAUGCAUCAAAUUGUCUUGAUUAUGAUGAAAUAAUGUUUAAUAAUGAAAAUAAUAUAAAUGAAAAUGAUUAUGAUGAUUCAGAAAUUCUUAGUAAUCAACGACCAUUACCAGCUAUAUCAGAUCCAUCAGCUAAUGGUGUUGUUAUUUUUUCGGAUAUGUUGGAUUGGUUAAAAUCUGAUUUUGAAGAACUUGAUUUAAAAGAACAAGUUAUUAAACGAGAAGAUAAAAAACCAAUGCGUUAA
This is a messenger RNA of Rotaria sp. Silwood1, 2631 nucleotides long. The record is from the annotation of a GenBank genome assembly. NCBI's taxonomy places the organism in Eukaryota, Metazoa, Rotifera, Eurotatoria, Philodinida, Philodinidae.